UCUGCUCAAAUCUAUAACAUGGACGAAAAAGGAUGCCAGAUUACACUGCAUCACUAACAAACUAUAUUGGCUAGUAAAGGUGCUAAAAGGGUGCAGAUCGCCACACCAGAGCAAAAAUGUAACAAUCGUGGUAUGUGGUAACAGCAUUCCGCCACUUAUAAUGAUGAAAGGGCAACAAGUUAAGCAGCAGCAGAACCAACAGAAGCAAAAAGUAUAAUGACCGAGAAAGAAGCAAGACAGCAGAAUCAUUUAUAGAGAAUUAAAUGAUGGUUUUGCUUGUUUUUGAUUCAGAGGGAUGCACAAUCGCCGGACAGCUGUUUCCACCGUUUCAGGCUUUUUCAACAGCGCUAGCGUGCACUCCUCUGAAUCGAAAAACAGCUCAACCAUCAAUUUAAGGGGAAUUUGAAAGAUCAUUCAAAUUCCCAUUGGGACGCGAUCCAGCGACAUCUCUUAACAAAUUGAAGAGUCUCAGAUGCAGAAUUUGGAUGAUCUUUCAAAUUCCCCUUAAAUUGAUGGUUGAGCUGUUUUUCGAUUCAGAGGAGUGCGCGCUAGCGCUGUUAAAGCCUGAAACGGUGGAAACAGCUGUCCGGCGAUUUUGCAUCCCUCUAAAUCAAAAACAAGCAAAACCAUCAUUAACUUUUCUAUCUUUACUCAGAUUUGAGUACUAGAAAGUUCCUCUUAUGUCCUUUUCCGAGACGAAUGAAGAGAGAAUGUGAUUGCAAGGAAUCCUUUUUGUUUUCUACAUUCUUCGUCUGCGGUCUUAUAAAUUGUUAAAGUCGCAGAUUAAGGAUGUACCAGAAAGAACUUUCAACAUGAAAAGUCUCAGAUUUAAAUUACUAUUUACCAUUUUAAGGGUGGAUUCUGCAUCUGAGACUCUUCAAUUUGCAUUUAUAGAGAGGUUAGAUCACUUCUGCCGAUUCAAAAAUCCUGGACCAGCCUUUUUAAUUUUUGAUGGAGCUUCAUCUCAUUUAAACAUUCGAAUUGUGGAAGCUGCAAUGAAAAAAUAUGUAACUCUAUUUUGUCUACUGUCUAACACCGCUCAUGAGCUUCAACCACUGGAUAAAGCAGUCUUCAGGAGUUUUGAAUCUUACUGGGAUGAGGAGGUGUUAAAUUUUUUGGAUUGGAAUACUCCGCUUACAAACUACUGUGACAAUGAACUGAUAAAAACAAAUAAAGAGUUUCAUAUUGUAUCCAUAAAUGCUGACUGCAGUACAAUACCAUGCCAAAGUGAUAAUAUUGCUAGAAAAUUAACCAAUGCCGAAUAUUGCAAAGAAUAUUGUCAACGUAUUAAAAAUAACGGGAUUCCAGCAGUAUCAAGAGGUCGAAGCUCAAAAGGUGAAGCAAAAACGACUGCUCAAAGAAGCAAAGAAUAUAGAGCACGUUUAAAAAUAAAGAAGUCGCUUGAAUCAACCUCUAAUUCGCAUACUGAUGAAGUACCGAGAAAAAACAUAAAAUCGGGUGCUCAAAGAAGCAAAGAAUAUAGAGACCGUAAAAAAAUAAGGAAGUUGCUGGAAUCAAUCUCUAAUUCACAUAUGGAUGCAGUACCAAGAAAAAUCACGAAGACGGCCGCUCAGAGAGGCAAAGAAUAUAGAGAACGUAAAAAAAUGAGGAAGUUGCUUGAAUCAACCCCUAAUUCGCACAUUGAUGAAGUACCGAGUACUAUGGAGUUGGCCCAAUACCUUCUAGAGCGACAACAAGAAGAGAGCAAUAGGCGAAGAGGAGAGCAAACUGGACAAAUUCCUCAAGCAAUAUCGAGUAGUCUACAAAGUUCAAGUCCGCAUACGCAAAACCAACGACUAUACUACGAAAGGCACAAAGAAGAAAUAAACAGGUACAGAAGAGAAGGGAGUAUCGAGGAUAAGAACCUAAAACCUCUUCCUGCUAGCGCAGCUGAACGUAUGCGUAAAUAUCGAGAGCGACACAAAGAAGAAAUAAAUAGGCGCAAGAGAGAGGAAAGGUUAAAUAAUCAAAAUCUCAAGCCUCCUCCUGCUACUGCAGCUGAACGUAUGCGUAGAUAUCGAGAGCGGCACAAAGAAGAACUAAACAACCGCAAGAAAGAGGAAAGGCUGAAGAAUAAAAAUCCCAAGUCACUGCCUGCUACAGCAGCUGAACGAAAUCGAAAGUAUCGGGAACGAAACAAACAAGAAAUUAAUAAAAAAAGAAGAAACAGUAGGCGAAUAAAUAAAGAAUUGAAUUCACAGCACAAAGAGAAGAUUAAGGUCACAGGACAAAAUGCAGAAGCAGCAUCGACCGAUCAAAAAAGUUGAGAUACUGAAAGUAGCUUAGUUGCCGGUUAUCAAAUCAUUCCUUAAAUUCUUAAAUAUGCUGUAACAGAGCUUCAACAGCUAUUACUCCAGGUUGUGAAGCUCCAGUAAGAAAAAAAGUGGUUCUGAUUCGGUUUCUUUGCGGAUUCCUGUUCAAAAAUGUACCCUUUAAACAAAUCUGAAGGGUGCCGGGUGAAAUUGUUUGAACAAUUUUUUUAAACAAAUUCCAAAACUGACUUUUUUGACCUUGGAAAAGAUUUUUAAGUUUUUUUGGGUCGUUCCAAAUAAAAAAGGUCUGUUGUUCUUUUUACCUAUAGUGCUAUAGUUGAUAGUUUUCGGGUUAUAACCAAUUGAAAACUCAAAAUUAAAAAAAUAUUAUUAUUCAUUUAUUUUUAUUAAUUAUCCAGAUUUAGCCAUACGGCUCUCACUCCCUCUAAGAGGAAAAUUGACUCAUCCCAGAUACCUACGGUAUCAAAAGGGUUGAGCUCUGGUGGGACUCUCGUGUUAUCGAUUCCUAGGUGACUUGGUAUGCAGGUGUAUCUCCCAAAAAUUUUCGUACACGUACAUGUGGCCGUUGAGAUUAGUACAACUUUCUGCAUGGUCUUUGUUAUAUUAAUAUACAUAAUAUAUUAAUUAAUCAUAUUAAUUAUUAUAAUAUAAUUUAUUAAUUUUGAGUUUGCCAAGUGCCUAAAUUGAAGUUUUCAAUUCAAUUUUAAGAUUCUAAAGAAUAAUCGGGGCUUGCUUUAAUUUUGACCAUUGUUUUUUAAUCGUUAAUUAUGCGUGUCCAAUCGAUUUUGAAACCAUCACGGCGCGCCUCACUAUAUAGUGCGUCUCUGACGUGAUAGAGAUGGUUGGAUGACGUGGAAGACGACCUCAAAACCUUGAAUAUAAGACAAUGGAGGAGAAUGGCCCAAGAGAGAGCUGAAUGGAAAGAUAGAGCCAGACAGGCAAAGACCCAUCCAGGGUUAUGAUGCCAAAAGAACAAGAAGAUAUGUAUAAGUGCGACAGAGACUACCAUAUCGGUAGUGUGACGCUCCCAGGCGACUUAAAAAUCAAGUGCGCGAGCAUAAUUAACUAUUAAAAAGCAUAUCAUUUGGCUCUACAGCUCUAUGCGAUUCUUGGCCGCGUUUACUAUUUCCCUUCAUUGUUGUCGGUCCUGAGCAGCUAUUUCCUAUUGCUGCGCAGAGGUGUAACCAUGAUCCUAAAGGGGGUGGGGUUACAAUUACUUGAUGGUCUCUGGUAGGUAUAUAAUAGUAAUGGUGUAAGCGUAUAGAGCUCAAAGUACAUCCAAAUGGGGGAGGGUUAUAACCCCAAACCUCCCCCCCUGGUUACGCCUAUGUUGCUGUACUCCUAUUUUGCGUAGAUCACUGGCUACUGCGUCCUUCCAUCUCUUUCUUGGGCUACCAACUGACCUUUUGCCAUCGGGUCUUUCCCAGAAUGUGGCGUUCGUCACUCGAUCUUAGCACGUGGCCCGCGUAUCGUAUUCGGUUUGCUUUAAUGUCGAUUGUAUUAAAAAACAACGGUCUAAAUUAAAAUAAGCCAUGAUUCCUCUUUAGAAUCUUGAAGUUGAAUGUUUAAACUUCAAUUUAGGCAUUUGGCAACCUCAAAAAUAAUAAUUUACAUAUUUAUGGGUUUUCAAACCUCGAAAUACGUAUUUUCGCAUUUUUCAGGUUUUAAAUCGCUCAUAACUCAAAAACUAUCAACUAUAGAGAAAAAUCACAAAAUACAUUUUUUUGUUUAGAUCGACCCCGAAAACCCUAAUGUUUUCCGAGACAGAACAAAGGUGAAUUUUGGCAUUUGUUUAAAAAAUUUCUGCCCAAAAAUUUCGUCCGGCAUCCUUCAGAUUUGUUUAAAGGGGACAUUUUUCCUACGGGACCGGCCUCACAGCCUAGACUGUAAUGUUACAAAAAUCAUAGAAGAUACAAAAAAACAUGCCGUAAGGUUAUGUAUGUAUACUGAUACUGUUAUAAGAAGAAUAAAUUAUAUUAUUAUGUU
Diabrotica virgifera virgifera (western corn rootworm) is the source of this 4259-nucleotide messenger RNA. RefSeq names its product trichohyalin. The transcript is spliced from 8 exons. Gene Ontology annotation, molecular function: nucleic acid binding. Lineage: Eukaryota; Metazoa; Arthropoda; Insecta; Coleoptera; Chrysomelidae. The record is from RefSeq and is a predicted model, not a curated record. Bases 813 to 2267 code for a protein of 484 amino acids.